UCUGUCGUCAUACUUGCGCGCCGCCGCAGCUCGCUGGGAAAACAGGACGGGUGUCAUGGCGAGCUCAGCCGCCUCCUCGGUGCGACCGCCGAGACCCAAGAAAGAGCCGCAGACGCUCGUCAUCCCCAAGAAUGCGGCGGAAGAGCAGAAGCUCAAGCUGGAGCGGCUCAUGAAGAACCCGGACAAAGCAGUUCCAAUUCCAGAGAAAAUGAGUGAAUGGGCACCUCGACCUCCCCCAGAAUUUGUCCGAGAUGUAAUGGGUUCAAGUGCUGGGGCUGGCAGUGGAGAAUUCCACGUGUACAGACAUCUGCGCCGAAGAGAAUACCAGCGACAGGACUACAUGGACGCCAUGGCUGAGAAGCAAAAAUUGGAUGCAGAGUUUCAGAAGAGACUGGAAAAGAAUAAAAUCACUGCAGAGGAGCAGACUGCAAAGCGCCGGAAGAAGCGCCAGAAGUUAAAAGAAAAGAAAUUACUGGCAAAGAAGAUGAAACUUGAACAGAAGAAACAAAAAGAAGGGCCCAGUCAGCCUGAGGAGCAGGGGUCCAGCAGCUCUGCGGAGGCGUCUGGAACAGAGGAGGAGGAGGAGGUGCCCAGCUUCAUCAUGGGGCGAUGACGUCUGCUGCAGCCGCUGCCUGGAACCCAGCUCGUGCUGAGAGCAGAAGGGAAAGGCGGCUGUUUGGCUUUCUCCCCCCAAGAGGUCCCGCUGGAUGGACAGCAAAGGAGACCCUCCCGAGCUGCUCGAAGUCCUGUCUGUAGCAGGGUUGGGAGGCUGAGGGGCCACCUCCCUGGCACACGAAGGCACUGCCUUGCAGACGCCAUCCACGCUCCUGGUAAAAGGGGACAGAGAGCCUCGCCUUGUCAUAUUUGAACGGCAAUGAGUUUGGGACUGGUUUCUGGGAAAAGAACAUUUAUUUAGUAAAGAGCAGAGCACCCUU
Molecule: messenger RNA, 935 nt
Organism: Saimiri boliviensis boliviensis (Bolivian squirrel monkey)
Lineage: Eukaryota; Metazoa; Chordata; Mammalia; Primates; Cebidae
Gene: PRKRIP1
Product: PRKR interacting protein 1
Biological process (GO): negative regulation of protein kinase activity
Cellular component (GO): nucleolus
Molecular function (GO): protein kinase inhibitor activity; double-stranded RNA binding; protein kinase binding
Source: RefSeq, a predicted model, not a curated record